This is a messenger RNA of Zasmidium cellare ATCC 36951, 1269 nucleotides long. RefSeq lists its product as uncharacterized. NCBI's taxonomy places the organism in Eukaryota, Fungi, Ascomycota, Dothideomycetes, Mycosphaerellales, Mycosphaerellaceae. Gene Ontology annotation, molecular function: (S)-2-hydroxyglutarate dehydrogenase activity; (S)-2-hydroxy-acid oxidase activity. The coding region runs from base 1 to 1269 and encodes 422 amino acids. The transcript has 2 exons. The record is from RefSeq and is a predicted model, not a curated record. Gene Ontology annotation, cellular component: mitochondrion.
AUGUUCUCUCGUCGAGCUCUUCAGGCUCUCCGCCAGCAAAGUCGUUGUUUCUCAUCUACGCCACAUCAAAAUGCGGACUUCACCCACGCAGUCAUUGGCGCCGGAGCUGUGGGUCUUGCCAUUGCACGACGCUUGCAACAGGUGGGGGGAGCGCAGGUCGUUCUGAUCGAGAAACAUGACAUGAUUGGCAGUGAAACGAGUAGUCGAAACUCUGAGGUCAUCCACGCCGGAAUAUAUUAUGGACCCGACAGCCUCAAGACAAAAUUGUGUAUACAAGGCAAGAAGAUGAUCUACGACUACUGCCAAAAGAACGAUGUGCCUCAUAUGAACUGUGGCAAAUGGAUUGUCGCCCAAGAUGAUGUCCAAAUGCAAGAAUGCCACAAGGUCCACGAGUUUGCAAAGUCGAUCGACGUGCCCAUCCGCUACGUGUCCAAGGAAGAAGCGCAAAGACGAGAGCCAGAUGUCAGAGCGGAAGCGGGCGUCCUGGAAAGCUCAAGCACUGGUAUUGUCGACUCUCAUGCCUUCAUGCAAACACUACUUGGGGACUUUGAGAACGAAGGAGGUACGCUGGCUCUUGUGAGUCCAGUCACUCGCAUCCAACCACCGUCGAAUGGGGAUUUCGAUUGGAAGAUCUGGACUGGAGCAGACACAUCAGAACCAAUUCCAGCUUCACCAACACCGCAGGCGCCAGAGCAAAGCCCCGCGAGCGACGAAGAUACAUUCAUCACUGCUGAGACCGUAAUCAACAGUGCUGGGCUAUACGCCUGCACCAUCAACAAUGUGAUACUACCACCUGAGAGACAUCGGACGCAGUUCUACGCCAAAGGGUCCUACUUCACAUAUUCGAAGUCACACCCGAAGCCGUCGACGUUGAUAUAUCCAGCACCUGUACCAGGACAUGGUGGCCUUGGAACUCACCUCACCCUCGACAUGGGCGGCCAAGUUCGUUUUGGCCCCGACGUGGAGUGGGUAGAUUCACCGAACGACCUGGCGCCAAACGCCGAUAGUGAUCGAUUCCAAGCAGCUCUCGCAGACAUUAAAUCUUACCUGCCUGGCAUCGACACAGCUUCCGUCUCCCUAGGAUAUGCGGGCAUCCGACCAAAGCUUGGUAAGACCAGCGCUACGGCGGGCGGCAAAACGUUUCAAGACUUCUACAUCGCGAAAGAGGAAGGCUUUGAAGGAUUCGUUAACUUGCUGGGAAUUGAAAGUCCCGGCCUGACCAGCAGUUUGGCGAUUGGCGAAGAAGUCUACAGGUUGCUCUACAAAUGA